GUGGGAAUUCGUCGAGCUCAUGGAGCAGUCGACGUCAGUGCGAUGAAUGGGAGAAUAAUCCAAAGUUUUGUGCGUGCGAAGGUAAAAAGUGUAGGGCUUCCUUGAUGACAUCAUGGACAGAAGAUAACCCCGGUAGGAGGUUCUACGGUUGUCGGAAUUGGAAGACAAAAAAUUGUGGUUAUUUUGAUUGGAUGGACGAACCUAUGAGUGAAAGAGCAAAGGAAGUUAUCAAUGACUUGAAAAGGGAGAAUCUCAAGCUCUUGAAGUUCAAGGAAAGCUCAAGGUCAAGCAUUGAUGUGGAUAGUGAAAUUGCUAAGCUUUGGGAUGUUUUGCAAGCUUUGAAAGAAGAAUCAAGGAAGAUAAGGAAGAAAAGUAGAUUUAUGACAUACAUCUUGCUUGGCUCUUGGUUGAUGUUUGUAUAUUUCGCUCUAGCUUAGUUUAGUUUGUCUAUGUAGCUUGAUCUUGCUUGGCUCUCGGCACCUAUCUUUUUUAUGAAAUGAUAGGCAUUGUCAUUUUGGUUCAUUUUGGUUCUUGG
Molecule: messenger RNA, 535 nt
Organism: Salvia miltiorrhiza (redroot sage)
Lineage: Eukaryota; Viridiplantae; Streptophyta; Magnoliopsida; Lamiales; Lamiaceae
Exons: 2
Coding region: 105-437 (110 amino acids)
Molecular function (GO): zinc ion binding
Source: RefSeq, a predicted model, not a curated record